Messenger RNA from Spinacia oleracea (spinach), 4140 nucleotides. Its product is annotated as protein CHROMATIN REMODELING 8. Gene Ontology annotation, molecular function: ATP-dependent activity, acting on DNA; ATP binding. Bases 183 to 3866 code for a protein of 1227 amino acids. Gene Ontology annotation, biological process: transcription-coupled nucleotide-excision repair. Lineage: Eukaryota; Viridiplantae; Streptophyta; Magnoliopsida; Caryophyllales; Amaranthaceae. The record is from RefSeq and is a predicted model, not a curated record. The transcript is spliced from 7 exons. Gene Ontology annotation, cellular component: nucleus.
CUCAACUCCGGGAGUGGUAAAACCAGUUACAACUUACGAGUUACGACAUCCAUUUACUCCCGCGCAGGGUAAGAGAAAAAGAGGAAUUAGGGUUUUUGUCGAUAUAAUUUGUCCCAUCUAAAUUGAUUUGAAAUUGGUUGAUUCAAAAACUGGAAUUUAUUAAUUGAUCAAUUUUCGUAUAAAUGGAAGAAGAAGAAGACGCGAUUUUGCUCAACAGUUUAGGGGUUACCUCAGCAAAUCCCGAUGACAUUGAAAGAGACAUCUUAAACAAGGCUACAACUAAUGUUGAAAGCAGUUCUCAGGCUGGGAGGCGAACAACGGAAGCAGAUGAUUUCACCGAUACCACGGAAGAUCAAGAUUCGUCUUCCAGCCAAGUGGAACUGUUGAAGAAAUUAAGGGCCAUAGAGGUUGAAAUACAUGCUGUGGCUUCUGCUGUUGAGCAAACGAAAAGCGGGGGAAAGAAUGAAGAGCUUGACUCUGAGAGUCAUGGUAAAAAGGAAGAGGAUGAUGAGGGAAUUGACAAGGCCAUACCUCGUGAUUCUGCCCUUCAGCAUGCUUUGGCUGCUGAUCGACUGAGAAGCCUGAAAAAGACGAGGGCUGAACUUCGUAAAGAGCUAUCAAGUAUAUGUCAAGAUGGAAAAACGGUUGGGGUUGAGGAAAAGUUGUUGAAGUAUUUGGUCAGGGAAGAGUCCAAGUCAAAGCGGAAGUUGAAAGAGGUACAGGGUCCGAGCAAAGAGUCCAAAAAGAAGAAGGCUGUCUCAUACCAAGAGGAUGAUGAAUUUGAUGCUGUUCUAAAUGCCGCAUCUGGAGGUUUUGUUGAAACGGAAAGGGAUGAACUCGUGCGAAAAGGACUUUUUACACCUUUUCAUAAGCUGAAGGGCUUCGAGCGCCGCAUACAGCAACCAGAGACAUCAAGCCUACAGCAGAAUGGGAAUGACAUAGCUGAUCGUGCUUCUCAGAGUGUUGCCAAAGCGGUAAGGUCACUAACAGAGGCUGCACAAGCUCGUCCAACAUCUAAGCUGCUUGAUCCAAAAGAUUUGCCGAGACUUGAUGCACCAUCUUUCGCUUUUAAUAGACUAAGCAAGUCUUUUAAAGUUUCUAAAAGUUUAGACGAUGGAGAGAAGAGUAAUGAUGCAAAAAGGAAAAAGAGGAGGCCUUUGCCUGGUGAGAGAUGGCGAAAACGCAUUGCUAAGGAGGAGAUUGAGGUAGAGGAACCUGAUGUACAAGAUGACUUAAUUACAGGAACCCAGGAUGCUGAUAAUGAAGAUGGUGAUGUGACUCCUUCCGUAACCCUUGAAGGUGGGUUAAAGAUCCCUGAAACAAUUUUUGAUAAGCUGUUUGAUUAUCAGAAGGUUGGGGUUCAAUGGCUGUGGGAGCUGCAUUGCCAAAGAGCUGGAGGAAUUAUCGGAGAUGAGAUGGGUCUUGGCAAGACCAUUCAGGUGCUUGCAUUUCUUGGGUCAUUGCAUUUUAGUAAAAUGUACAAACCUAGCAUUAUUGUCUGCCCUGUCACACUGUUAAGGCAAUGGAAGAGGGAAGCCAGGAAAUGGUACCGUAGCUUUCAUGUAGAGAUACUUCAUGAUUCCGCUGUUGAUGGUGGUCGAAAACAAAAGCAAUCUGAAUCUGAUGAGAGUGAGAAUGAAAGUGAAGGGUCAUCUGAAAGUGAUCAGGAUAGAGUUCCUCCUUCAAAAAGUGCAAAGAAGUGGGAUUCCGUGAUAAAACGGGUUUUGAGAUCGGAGUCUGGAUUGCUUAUUACAACGUACGAACAACUUCGUAUACUCGGGGAGAAACUACUGGACAUUGAAUGGGGUUAUGCUGUACUUGAUGAAGGCCACCGUAUCAGGAACCCAAAUGCAGAAGUUACUAUUGUGUGCAAGCAGCUGCAGACAGUUCAUCGUAUCAUAAUGACCGGUGCACCAAUCCAGAACAAACUGUCUGAAUUGUGGUCUUUGUUUGAUUUUGUUUUCCCUGGAAAGUUAGGAGUCCUACCUGUGUUUGAAGCGGAAUUUGCUGUGCCCAUACAGGUUGGGGGUUAUGCUAAUGCAUCUCCAUUGCAAGUCUCCACAGCUUACAGGUGUGCAGUUGUCUUGCGUGAUCUAAUCAUGCCUUACCUAUUGCGUCGUAUGAAGGCUGAUGUGAAUGCUCAUCUUCCAAAGAAGACUGAGCAUGUUCUUUUCUGCAGUUUGACUCCUCUGCAGCGAUCUGUUUAUAGAGCUUUCCUAGCUAGCUCUGAGGUGGAGCAGAUUUUUGACGGGAAUAGAAAUUCUCUCUAUGGUAUUGAUGUGAUGCGUAAGAUAUGCAACCAUCCUGAUCUACUUGAAAGAGAACACGCUUCACAAAAUCCAGACUACGGGAAUCUUGAACGCAGUGGUAAAAUGAAAGUUGUUGCUCAAGUACUGAAAAUGUGGAAAGAACAGGGUCAUCGUGUUCUUCUUUUUGCACAAACUCAGCAGAUGCUUGAUAUACUUGAGAAUUUUCUGAUUAGUAAUGAGUAUAGCUACAGGAGAAUGGAUGGUCUUACAGCAGUUAAACAGAGGAUGGCAUUGAUUGAUGAAUUUAAUAAUUCAAAUGAUGUAUUCAUAUUCAUACUCACAACCAAAGUUGGUGGUUUAGGGACAAAUCUAACUGGGGCAAACAGGGUGAUUAUUUUUGAUCCAGAUUGGAAUCCAUCAACAGAUAUGCAGGCCAGGGAACGUGCUUGGCGUGUUGGUCAAACAAAAGACGUAACAAUUUUUAGAUUAAUCACACGUGGAACUAUAGAAGAGAAAGUGUAUCAUAGACAGAUAUACAAGCAUUUUUUGACCAAUAAGAUUUUGAAGAACCCGCAGCAGCGAAGGUUCUUUAAAGCAAGAGAUUUGAAGGAUCUUUUUGUUUUAACCGAUGAAGAACAUGCUGGAUCAACCGAGACUUCAAAUAUUUUUGGUCAACUAUCUGAGCAAGUGAAUGUAAUUAGCAAAGAAAAAGAAGACCAGCAAAACAACAAUUGCGCUGGAGCAACAGCUGCAUGUGCAGAUGAUAUGGAGUUGGACAGAGAAAAUAGCUCGCAGCAGGAAUUAAGUGGAAAUAAAGAGAAAGAAGAGGCAGAAAAUGGCGGAGAAGCUGAUGAAGAAACAAAUUUCUUAAAGAGUCUUUUUGACACACAUGGGAUACAUAGUGCUAUAAAUCAUGAUGCGAUCAUGGAUGCCCACGACGAGGAAAAAAUAAGGCUCGAGGAACAGGCUUCCCUAGUUGCACAAAGGGCAGCAGAAGCACUUCGUCAGUCACGAAUGCUUAGAAGCAAAGAGAGUAUAUCUGUUCCAACAUGGACAGGAAAAUCCGGGGCUGCUGGUGCACCUUCAUCUGUACGCCGGACAUUCGGGUCAACAGUCAACUCUCAGCUGGUAAGAAACUCCAGAUCAUCAGAAGAAGGUGCACCAAAAAAUGGUACGACAAAUGGGUUUGUUGCAGGAGCUCCUUCUGGUAAAGCAUUGUCUUCAGCUGAGUUGCUGGCCAAAAUUAGAGGGAACCGGGCUAGUGCAGUUGGUGACGGGCUUGAACAUCAGUUUGGUUUGUCUACAAACAGGGCAGGGUCCAGUGUAGCCGGGCCUUCACGGGGUUCUCAGAAUCUCAGUGUAGCCGGGCCUUCUCGGGCUUCUCAGAAUCUCAGUGGGGUACCCCCGGAAGUCUUGAUCCGGAAUAUCUGCAUGUUCAUCCAAAAUAGCGGUGGUAGCACCAGUUCUGCCACAAUAGUAGAACAUUUUAGAGAUAGAAUUCCUUCAAAAGAUUUACCCCUGUUCAAAAAUCUUUUGAAAGAAAUUGCUGUAUUAGAGAAACGCCGGAAUGGGUCGGUGUGGGUUCUAAAGCCCGAAUAUCAGUUGUCGCGUUCUUGAGCUGCAUCUGUGGAUAUCCUUUGGAAUGGAGCGAUCCAUUUUUUUUGAAGAUUGUCAUAAGAUCUUCAUAACAAAUCAUGUGUAGAGAAGUAGAGAGCUAACCUGUAGCUUUUCACAAUUUUGGCUAAGAGUAGGAAAUUCUAGGUGGAGGUUAUUCUUUCAAGCCAUGAAAUUAUUGCAUGGAAUCAUGGAUAUUGGAUGUAUUAAUUGUAAAUAAAUGUUGUUCAUAUAUAAAGCUAGUUCCUCAUAUAUUUCAAUUAGAAGUUCAGGGUAA